CCGAUUCUAGACGCGACUUUCGCUUCUCUUCCCCGGGGAUGGAUGAGGGAAAAUGAAACUCCCCGCUCAUCCGAUGUUUUCGUUUGUUUCGACUCUUUCCUCGGUCUCGUUUCCCGGACGUGGCGGUGAGGCGAAUCAAGGGCAAAUAAAGAGGCACAAGGCUUAAAAGAGAACUGCAUUUUAAGGAAUGGCAACGGGAGACUUGAAAGGAAGCUUACGCAAAGUGGAACAUGGACUUCGUUUGCUGAAUUAUCCCAGAGAGGUAGAUUAUGCGGGAAUGGUCAAGGGAGAUCCAGCAGCCUUUCUACCCAUCAUCAGCUAUGCUUUCACGUCCUACUCAACUUGUAUAGCAGAUUUGCUCGUGGCUUCAGGCGUGGAACUCAUAGGGAAGAACGACGUCCGCUUCCUAGAUGCCGUCUACAAGCUUCUUCGGGAUCAAUUUCAGUACAAACCAGUUCUAACAAAGCAUCAGUUUCUCCAGUGUGGAUUUGCCGAAAGGAAAAUUCAGAUCGUUUGCGAUAUUAUGAACUCUGUGAUGAAGAAACAUAAGGACUUGUGCAAUCUUAAUAAGGUUAAAUCACAUCCCAGAAAGAAGGGGGGUUCUGUUAAGUCGGAUUCCCAGGGAAAUUCUGAAGACCGUUUUGCUGAUCCUGUUAUCGUCAACAUCGUCGGCAAGAUUAUGACUUCUGAACAGAAAAAAGCUAUGGUGGAGCGUCACCCUGGUAAGGAAGACAAUGUGGAAUUACCUAGUGCUAGAGCCCAUUCAAUAACGGAAGAUGACAAAGAAUCGGAUAUGCCUGGGAAGGAGGUUAUCGAAGGCCCGUGUGAGCAACAAGAUCCAGAAUUCAGCACUCUGAUCGCAGCGCUGCAGAGAGGACUUGCUGAAUGCCAAGAAAAGCUUGACAAACUGAGUAGGGUAGAGGAUAAAUUACACAAUUUGGAAGCCCAGUUGAAAGGAAAAGUGGUCAUAGAUGAAAAAGCCUGGAAUAAUCUCCUAAGCCGUGUUCUCCUUCUUGAAACGGAACUGCUCUUGCAACCUAAAAAGAAUGAUCCGUCCAUAUUUAACGAGGGGAGAAAGGAACGUACAUCGAUCAAGAACACGGAUCUCACGCCCAGUGAUCGAGAGAGGAAAGAGGAGAUGCCACAGAACCUUCAUCUUCAGUCGUCUGGAUACAGCUCGCUUUUAUCCCCAGACCCAUCUCCCCAAACUACGCCCAUUAAUUACAGCGGUUUGACAGAGGUUUCAGAGGAGACGACAAUGCAAAAAGUGGAAAGGAUAGGAAAAAUGAUUCAAGAAACCGCCGAGCUGUUGAAAUAUUCAAGUAACCCAUCGUAAAAUUUUCCGCUGGGAACUUCCCGGAAGGGGCUCGGAGCCCAGAACCAGAGUUGCCCCAGUUUCAAGGAUGCCGGGUUGAUUCCGCCGUCGGCACUGAGAGUUCGCGUUUGGUUUGUAUGCAGUUUUUCUUUCAUUAUUAAAUAUACACCCUUUUUAAUUCU
This is a messenger RNA of Tachyglossus aculeatus (Australian echidna), 1497 nucleotides long. RefSeq names its product centrosomal protein 44 (gene CEP44). NCBI's taxonomy places the organism in Eukaryota, Metazoa, Chordata, Mammalia, Monotremata, Tachyglossidae. The record is from RefSeq and is a predicted model, not a curated record. The coding region runs from base 188 to 1336 and encodes 382 amino acids. The transcript has 11 exons. Gene Ontology annotation, cellular component: centrosome; spindle pole.